CAAUGUGUAUUAUCUAGAGGAAAACCUAGCAGCAAAAGGCACACAAGAAAGAUAGCGCUUCAGUGAAAAACUGAGCAUGAUUCCCGGGAAGGCCCCACUGAGCCAGUGGGUCUAAUUAAUUAUCAUUGUAAAGGAGAUACGAACUUCCAGGGCUGCAUACUAACACAAGAUCCAGAAUUCCAAUCAACAUGGAUAUCGAUAUGUAGUACGUGUGUUUCUCGUUAGCAAGUGCAGAGUUUGACACGACAAGGUGGACAUGACCACAGCGUAUUUUUCUACCAUGUCUAGUCUUCCUCCCCCGGAGCUACAACUCCAUCCAGAUUCUGCCAUCACGGGUACCAUUCUUGCCGAAUCCACCCAAACCCCUCAUCGGAGACAAAAAUGCCACCCCUUAAAGAAUUUCGGGGAAGACUCUGCAUCUUGGCCACAGGAAGACAAUGGAUCAGAGAACGAUUCCUCCAAAGGCGUCUCAUAUUCUUCUGUUUUUGCCUUCGAUUCGGUUCUGGGAGUCGUCGUCUGUUCUUCUUUGUUGUCUCGUACUCGCCCGCCGUGUGGCGGCAAGAAUUGGAAAGAUACCGAUGGGAUUUUUGUGCGAAGAUCAAAUUCCAUCAACCGUACCGUUACGAACCGUACGGAAAGGUACGUAGGUAAGUAGGCACACUGGUAAAUGCAGCUGGCUUUUUUUCUUUUUUUGACAUCUGUUCUAACCCCGCGUGAAGGAAAACUGCCAUCUGGGGAAACUUGACUAGAUUCGUUUGGAUUCUGGUUUUCUUUUUUUGGAUUGGUGGGAGUUCCCUAACGGCCAGAAAAUGGCGCCAACACGGCGCGCUCGAGGCGGGGGGGCUUCCACUAUGAGGGAUUACAGUACGAAGUAGAUGUAGCACAUAUUACAAUCACGAGUCAGCAUGGGACACAAAAUUCAAAUCGGUGGGAAAAUCCGGAAAACGGAAGGAGAAGGGCACGCAGAUGGAUCCGAUCGAUCGAUGUAAACCCGGUUUGGAACACCUGCUCAACCGUCUGGAUAGGGAACAAAAGACAGAUGAGAGAGGGCACUAUAGCUCUCUAGGUGCAAAAAGAUCGUUUUGAUUCCCUGCGGGUACGUAGCGACACUCUGACUCUGCCGCACCCCUGCCGUUUGUGCCGGACUACAAAAUGUUCCAUAAAAUUACAAAGUGGGUACUGAUUCCUCGAUCGUGGAAACCAUCGAUGAGGAAGUCGGUAUUCUCAUCUGCAGUGACUCUUCUGCACAUAAAACGUUUGAACCACUUUUCGACGUCUUCAUCGGCGUGUCAUUCACCAUGAGCGAGGACGAAGACGAAGACGGGAGCGACGACAACGGCAUCGCCAGCAACGAAUACAAAAACGGGUGCGAUGACCCCUACGAAAAGGCGAAACGGCAGCUGGCGCUUUUUUUCGAAAAAGAAUCCGCCUUCCCCGAGGACCUCCGUAGCUUUCUGAAGGGACAGAUCGAGCUGUUUGUUGUCCACGCCACGUCCCGCGCCAAUGCAUGGCUCUGCGACCUCGCCGUCGACCACCGGAAAAAGGAGGUGGACUACGGGAGGCACAUCCGGGCUGUAGCGGAGGUCUUUCCCGAUUCCCUACUGCACCGGAGCUCUAGCGACCACAGCACCUGCCCCAUCACAGCGGCCUGCGGCCAUCAUCUCACGGUGGAGGGCCCGGGUGGGGAGUGCCUGCAGAGGCGGUGGGUGUCCAGCUGCGAGACCAUACGCUACGUGCCGCUGCUGGCGCGGCUGGGACAAAAGCACCACAAACACCUGUAUGGAGGGGCUGGCGGCACCGAUAGGAACCACAACAGCAGCAACGGAACCAGGCCGCAACCGGUGACCCCGGAACGAGAGCGGGUCCGAGUCCAGGGACGAAAUAAACCACCCCGCCAUCGCCAUUCGUGCCCGCUCACCCCUCUCCGGACGGCCCUGGAGCACCUUACCAACUGCACCGAGGAGGACGAACAAGGGGACAGCCCCUCCCACCAGCACGCGGUCGACGUCUUUUCCGCGAGGGCGAUGGAGCGGCUCCGGGAGUCCGGCCUGCUUUCGGACGGCGACAUCGAGCGCUGCAACCUCGUCGACGUCUGCCUCCUGCGAUGGGGAGUUCCCCGGACCCUCGAGCGGCUGCGCUUUCUGGUGGGGGUCCACCCGGGCUCGCUCCGGGCCGGCCGACGGGGGGAUCUCCGUGCCCCCUCCAGCCGUGCGACACCGUACACCCGAGCGGAGGGAGACACACUCCUCCACGCGUCCGUCAAGUCGUCCCUCGACCGGACCGACCUCGGCGCCUUUCGGUGCGUCCUCGAGCUCGGGAUCGAGCACUUUGCGGCCGACCUGGGAUUUUUGUUCCACGCCAACCCCCGGGGGGCGACGCCCUACCGGCUCGCCUGCGCCUGGUUCGGGGUCCACAAGACCCUCUCCGCCGUCCGCGCUGUGGUGGUGGCCGGCGGUGCCGUCUCGGGCGAAUCCUUUUUGAGGGCCGCGUCCGAUCCAGAAAUCCAUUUGGACAGCCUGCAGUUCCAGCUCGAACAGUGCCCCUCUCUGUUGCCCCAACUCCUCGGGAGACUCCCUGCUCCGCCUGUGACGCAGCCAGGCACGACCAAGCGAAAGCGUGCCCAAGAACCCGCAACCCACCGGGCGAUCUGGAAGGGGCGAUGCACAUUGGGCUUGCCACCGGUGCAGCGAAAGACCUUCCACCAGGCGGUUGUCCCUUCCGAGUGGGACUCCCCGCGGAAAUACCCCCGGAGCCACGAAAUUGUCACCGACUCGUUCGGGGCGGUGGAACUUCUGCCGCCAGCACCCCGUGCGAGCCGGAGGCUGUCGCUGGGUCGGUAGUGGAAUUUUUUUGGUUUGGGUCCGUGGAUUGCCGCCUCGGUGCCACGCGAUCCUUUCUUUAUCGUGACUGUUUCCGGGUCUAAUUAACCCAAAGACAGCGA
Molecule: messenger RNA, 2941 nt
Organism: Pseudo-nitzschia multistriata
Lineage: Eukaryota; Bacillariophyta; Bacillariophyceae; Bacillariales; Bacillariaceae
Source: the annotation of a GenBank genome assembly